Molecule: messenger RNA, 1572 nt
Organism: Kluyveromyces lactis
Lineage: Eukaryota; Fungi; Ascomycota; Saccharomycetes; Saccharomycetales; Saccharomycetaceae
Product: PX domain-containing protein
Exons: 1
Coding region: 1-1572 (523 amino acids)
Biological process (GO): conjugation with cellular fusion
Cellular component (GO): mating projection tip
Molecular function (GO): phosphatidylinositol binding
Source: RefSeq, a predicted model, not a curated record
AUGCUUUAUGUUUUUGGCAUCUCAAUGACAAAUAUUCCAAAGUCACUAAACAUAACUACCACGGCAGACAGCUUCAUUUCUCCUGGUAGUAGUAAAUCAUUCAUCCCAUCUUCAGUAUCAAGCAGUGAACUCCCACAUUCACGGCCAGCAGCAACUCAUUGCAUCUUUUACAACGUUAUACAGGACUAUUUGCCUGUAGAUGAAAGUCAAUGGACACCUAGUAACGUUCCAGCUCCAUUAAAUGUGCGAAAGGGAGAAGUAGUACAAUUUGUCUGUACUCAUGAGAAUAAUACAGUGGUUGUGAAAUCGAGAAAUAAAUUGGGGCACGGAUUAGUUCCACUGAGGUGCUUAUCAAUAAAUUUGGAAUUGACAUCAAUAUCAAAUAUGCCAUCCCCAAAGACAUCACAUUCACCAAUAUUCGAGUCUCAAAUAAGCCAACGACUAAGUUCAGAGGACUUAGCUCAAGACCCGCCAUCUAAAUCGUAUUCAUUGUCGAAUUCCAGAUUAUCAUCCGAAUCAUCCAUCUCAAACGUGUCGGAUUCCACGAACCCAAUGCCAAAAUCUUUUCUAGCUAAUGAUUGUAAAGUGGUAUCUGUUGCAAUAAAAGACAACAGGAUGUGGUACAGAGUGGAAACAACAACUUCGUCGCAACAUAAAAGGUUUCUUUGCAGAUAUUAUCAGGAUUUUUAUCAGUUGCAUUGCCAGCUGCUUGACGAAUUCCGUAGACUUUCUCUGGAUCGAAAACAUUUACCUAACUUACCAAAACCAAUGGCAAAUUCAAAGAGCAAUGAAUCAGUUCAUAGUCGUUUAAACAGUUUCACGGCUUAUCUUGAAGUGCUUCUAUCAUCCGAACAUAUACCGACUGAUUUUAAACAAUCAAUAUUUUAUGACCAGUGGUUGUGCCCUAAAUCUGGAGAUUUGGUACAGACACCUAGAGGAUCUCUAUACAAAAGCAUAAUAAUUGAUGAGAAGGGGGUCAGUUGGAAUAAAAUAUUAAUUACUGAUAAGAAUGAUUCCCAGGAUCUUGUCACAGAGCUUCUUCACCCAGACUCAACUGUUAACCGUUCUAUCUCGAGGUCCUCGACACCAUUAGGUUUAUCAAUAUCGACACCAUCGUCCCCCAACAUAUCUCAACCAUUACAAUACACAUUCUCGUCGAAAUCAAUGUCACAACCCAGCUCACCGCUUCUAAAUAAGAUCUCAUCUUAUAGUCAGAUCAAUAACAUCAUUAAGAUGAAGAUAAAUUUCGGCAGUGAUUGUUAUGCAAUGAAAUGUCAAAUCAGUGACAUUGAGACUUGGGAUAAGUUCGAACGUAUUAUUCGUACUCGACUGAUAAAAGACCUUCCGGAUCCCCUAUGUCCAUUCACUGUGAAAGUGAAAGAUUCAACUGCAGAAGACAAAUUGAUCGGGCUGGAUGCUGCCAAUUUCGAUAUCGACAACGUUAUGUUCAUGACUCAAAACCAAUCAAACAGCAACACUAAUUCUUAUACCCAAUACAACACAACGAUACCAUUUGCCAACGCUGAUUCAAGAAGGCAGUUCCUUAAACUGAACCUAGAGGUCAGUAUUUGA